Mercenaria mercenaria is the source of this 5916-nucleotide messenger RNA. Its product is annotated as toll-like receptor 13. The record is from RefSeq and is a predicted model, not a curated record. Gene Ontology annotation, biological process: signal transduction. The transcript has 2 exons. The coding region runs from base 144 to 3164 and encodes 1006 amino acids. Gene Ontology annotation, molecular function: protein binding. NCBI's taxonomy places the organism in Eukaryota, Metazoa, Mollusca, Bivalvia, Venerida, Veneridae.
UCAGACGAACACAGACUUUUUGAACUUGAAAUCGAUUGAUAAAAAAGUAGUGAUUCUGUAGUGCUAUUUAUUUAUAAAUCUAUGGGUAUUGCACUAAGAGUAGUUAAACUAUAGACCUGUGCUAAGGAAGGAACAACUAAAAAAUGAAGUAUACAUUACUGACUUUGGCAUUGACAAUACAUCUGACUACAAGUAUAACAUUCUCCUCACCUAAUUGUGAUCAGAACUUUGGUGACCUAUGGCAACCAACCUGGGCAAAAGAGCCAAGAAAUGAUCUAAGAUGUCAAUUGGGUCCUCGUUGCAAAAAAGGACCAAAUGAGGUCAAGUCAGAGAAAUAUGAUAAAUGCUGUACCUGUAAUUCAUGUACUGUCUGGGAAGGUUCAGAGAUAGAGCUAUUUAUAGAAUAUGUAUCCGUAUUAGGUAGAAGUCUGAUUUUGUUUGAUCAAGCUCCUAAUGAAACUGAUGUAUAUAAAGUUGAUCACAGAGAUGCUGAAAUGACAGAGAUUCCCAGUAACCUGUGCAACUGGGACAAUGAAACUACUUUAAAAGAAAGAUAUUUGCUGGAAUUUGAAAGUCUAAAGAAUCUUUCAGGAAGCAUAGUCAAAAUAAACUUUGAAAACAACAGAAUUGGUAAACUAACAGAUCUGAAUUGUUUGAAGAGACUUGAUGAACUAAUUCUGAAGAAUAACAAACUAACACACGUCUCUAACACUUCUUUUUCUACCUUGUCACGUCUACGAUACAUUGAUUUCUCAGGGAAUCUUAUACAAAAAAUAGAUCCUGGCAUUCUUACAUCCAUAUAUCUCAAUCUAUUUCAUGCAGAUUUUAGCCAUAACAAAAUGAGUGAAUUAGAUGUUUCAAACAUGUUAAGCCUGUAUCCAUUUUGUAAAAUUGAUUUCCAAUCAAAUGAAGUAACUAAAUUGGUAAAUGAAGCUAAUUUCACUUUAAAUAUGACCACAACUUACGGACCAGGCUUUGUAAGUUUCAAAGACAAUGAUUUUCAAGAGUGGCCUAAUUUCAAAGAACUGUUGAAUUUGGACAGUCUGGCUCAAAUGGGCCAUCUUUUCAGUUUUGGAUUUGAUUUUAGAAAUGUUCCUAUAAUUUGUGAUUGUCAUUUAGAAAAUUUCAUGUCUCUUGUUCAAGAUGGUGUCCUUGAAACUGUCUGGCGAGAUUAUAUGAAUGUGAAAUGUACCGGACCUGCAGAUUUAGUUGGCAUUCCUGUUGGUAAAGUUAAUCCUCGAAGGUUCAUUUGUGACCUAUCUGCUAAUUCUGAAUGCCCUACACCAGAAUGUACAUGUACUGACAGACCACAUGACCACACAAUAUUUAUUAACUGCUCAUAUGACCAAGGAAAACAAGUUGACAAACUAAACUCACUGCCAAAAAUUCCAAAUUCAAAGUAUUCUGCAUUUACUUCGCUGGAUAUUUCGGGGCACAAUAUAGCAAACAUUACAAAUUUGACUCGUUUGUCAAAUAUUUCCAUGUUGAAUGUAUCACACAAUAAUCUUCUUGAAAUAAACAAUGAAGUUGUGAAAGCACUUGAAAAUGCAACUGUUGACAUAUCUGAUAAUACGAAUUUGAGAGAACUUCCUAAAAUGUUUCUCCAGUAUCGUAAUGUUUGCACAACUUAUAUGAAAAAUCUUCAGAUUACCUGCGACUGUAGCUCACUAUGGAUUGAGACAUGGCUGAACUCUAAAAAAAUGUGCAUAAAUGAAGAAAAUAUGUUUAACUGUGAACUUCCAAAUGGAGAGAUUAAGCCGGCUUUGUCAUUUAGAGCAUCAGAUAUAGACUGCUCUCCAACCGGAUUCAAUUUCCUUAGUGAAACUGUGAUAGCAGGGGUAAUAGUUUUUCUGAUUCUCACUGGAACACUGAUAUAUUCUUUCCGCUAUGAGCUACUUAUUUUAUGUGUGCGUAUGAAACAGGCAAGAAGGAAUAAUGUAAUGUCUCAAUAUCGUUACGACGUUUUCUUGUCGUUCAAUGAUGCUGAUGUGAACGUUAUGAAAUGGGUCAAUGAAAUACUUGUAGACAAGUUAGUUGAUGAAGGUUACAGAGUAUUUCAACCAGGCCAGGAUAUAAACUUUGGAGCUGAACGGGAUUCUGAAGUUCUAAAAACAAUAAAUGAAACAUCAAACUUUCUUCUUAUCUUCUCUGAUAGUUAUCUGGACCAAGAUAUUGAUGGGAUGCGACCAUGGACGGAGAAUGAAUGGAAAUAUGGUUGGUAUAAUUUCCUAAAAGAAAGACAUAAAAAUUUGAUUGUCGUAAACUUUGACCAUGCCUCACCAUUUGAAAUCAAUCAUCCACAAAUCAAAGCAUUUCUCCGUGUUGGAAGCACAAUUGACUUCAAGAAUCAUGACCGAAAAAUCAUAUCAGAUAUUUGUAAGAAACUUGGAAAACCAUUUUUUGCUCCAAUUGUAAACGUAAGAGGCUUUGACAACAUGAACAAGAAAUUUCCAAGGCACGUAUUCUCUACGACUGCAGAAGAAAAAUUUACAAAUGACCAAAACACUGAAUCUGUUACUACACAAGACUUUCCAAAUGGCAGUGAUAAAUUAAGAAAACACCGCAAACAUCAAGGAAAACCUCAAGCAUUCAAAGGACGUUUUGCUCCUUACUAUGAAAACAAUGAUUUAAAAAAGACACCUCAUAUUCCACUUUUUAGAAAAUAUGAGCAUAAAAAUGAACAAAACUCAACAAAAACAAACAGCCUUUCCAAAAAACUUCAAGAACUGUCAAAAAUAUAUGAACUAGAUGUAUCUAACCUAAAGGCACCUGAAUGUACACAAAUCGUUACUGAAUGCAAGGUAAGGAGUCCUGAAAAUUAUUUACCAUGUUCAGAUGAAGAAGAGUGCAGAGAAGGUCCAAAUAAUCUGGCAGGAAGUUCCGCAAAUGAAGAUCUAUAUAUAUCUUCCAAUCACCUGAGAUGCAGUUCUACUGAGCUGGAGAACUUUGACAAUGGGGAUGAUGAAGAACAACUAUUUCAGCUAGAUAUGUCUGUGACGGGCAGUGUAAGGGAGGUUUCAUCUAUAACAAACAGCAGUGACUCCGGCUUUGACACAAACAGCCUGGGAGGGUUGUCAAACACUUUAACUACAAGUAUUGGCAGUUCAACAGUGUCUUUUCAUUCAGACAGCUUUACAUGUAGUAUGACUGAUAUAACUGUUUAGAAAAGUGACAAUAGCGUAUGUUUAAAGACAGUAAAAUAGUGUCAGGCUUCUCAUCAGGGCAAACAGAGUUAAAAACAUAUUCUUCUCUUUUGGCAAUAAUUUUAGACAAAGUAGAAGAAUUUGAACAAUCUUGGUAGAAUGUCACUCAAGGAACAUUAACAUGAAAUAAUUUUACAUGAGGCUCAAAUGUGCCAAAGCUGGUUACCUGAAGAGUAAACUUGCUGCUGAUCAGGUUUGGUGACCAAAUUUAGGCAGUUCACAAAAAUGAAAGUUAUUUAAUGUUGUUUUUUUCUAUAGUUUGCUGUGACGGCUAAAAUAUGCGUAACCAUAAAGACAAACUUCAUGAUAAGUUGUUUAACAAAAUCUAUUUUUAGCUCUAAUGUCCCCUAAAAGGACCGAGUGAAACCAUUACAAUGAUGCUACAGACCAGGUUUAAUGAAGAUUGAUCAAGCAGUUCAUGAAAAGUCAUUUAAAGGAUUUUUUCUAUUUUUAGCUCUAGUGGGCUGUAAAAGAGGCCAAGUGCCCAUAUUUGAUCAAUGUUAAGAGAGAACCUUAAAAUGACCCUACAGACCAAACCUGAACCACUUGAAAAAUCUUUAUAGGGGCCCUUGCCAGGAUGCUACUAACCAAGUUUGGUUAAUUCUGACCAGUAGGAGAAGCUGUUUAUGUAAAAAGGUUGAUGCAGGAUGAUGGACAAAGGACAAUGAAUGCAAGACCACCCACCUAUACAAAGAGCUCACCCUGAACAAAGUUCGGGUGAACUAAAAAUGAGGUCAGUAGUUUUUGACAAGAAAUAUUUUUGGAUAUAGGAAAAAGGUACAAAUGUAAACCCAAAAAAAACAAUGUUUUGGAAAAAAACAGUUGUCUGAAAAGGCUACAGUUAAGGAAAACAUGUUGUGUAAAGCUACUUGUCUACAGUUUAGAUGAAUUUUUUCAACAUGUUCAUUUACACCCAGUUUGGUACAGAAUGUAUUUAUGACACUGAAAAGUGAUAAAGUGGGUGAAAAUAAAAAUUAGAUAUUGGUAAAAAUGCUAGAAGAAUGCAACUUAUUUCAGAAGCACUGCAAUGGUUUACUCCCUUCUGCACAAUAUUUCAAUAUAUGUCAAUAAGUUUGUACCUCUAGUCACAUUCACAGUACUCAAUUUUUACAAAUUGUUCAGAGAUUUUUUUUUUCUUCACCUAAAAUAUGUGGGUUAGUCCCUUUAACACUUGCAGUCAUGAAAAUGAUGUUCUAUGACAAACGGAAUAAUUUGAACAACCUUAAUCAGGGAUCAAAGAAGAGAUAUUUGUGUGAAAAUAUAUACUCAUCAUUACUGUCUCCUUUGGGACCAUGGAUUCCAUUUGUUGCUUUUUUUUCACUUAAGUUGGUAUUAGGGUGUAUGACAGGUGCUGCAAUUUUCAUUUCAUCUCAUAAUUUUGGGAAACAACUGUACCCAAACAAAGUACUGUGACCUCUCAAAUGUUCUGACUUAGGGACCAAAAGACUUGUAGAAACUGGAAUGCAAUGUCUGCUGUAAAUAGCUUCAUGGAUGUCAUUUAUAUUUCCUUUAGGUUUUGUUUUUCUAUGCCAUAAUAUCUUGUUUUUUUUGGGUUUUUUUUGUAUAAUAUUGUAUUUGUUACUAUGAUAAUCAGACUAUUACUGUUUUUUUUAAGGUUUAAUACUGAUGUUUGUUUGUUUUGUUGGGUUUAAUGUCGCACCGACAUAAUCAUAGGUCAUAUGGCGACUUUCCAGCUUUUAUGGUGGAGGAAGACCCCAGGUGCCCCUCUGUGCAUUUUUUCAUCAAGGGUAUGCACCUGGAUAGAACCACCGACCUUCCACAGCCAGCUGGAUGGCUUCCUCACAUGAAAAAUUCAACGCCUCCAGUGAGGCUCAAACCCACAAUGGUGAGUGGCCAGUGAUUCAAAGUCAGUGAGCUUAUAAUACUGGGCCCAGUUGUUCGAAACUUUAACCGGCUGUUAAACUAACGGCCUGUUAAAUUUUGAUUCAAAAUAUAAGGCAUGAUGGGAACCACUAGUAGGAUGUUUUAAAUUUACUGUAAAGACAUUUUAGUGUUCAUAAUUCUUAAAUUAUAAUAGGUUUCACUAAGUCUUCUAAAAUGUCAAAAUGUAACACUAAAAGUUAACCGACCGUUAGCUUAAUCGCCUGUUAAAGUUUUGAACAACCGGCUCCUGAUGUGUUUUAUAAAAUUAUGAUUUUGAUUUUCUGUUUGUUAAAUGAUGUAUUUAACAGAAUUGUGAUUUUGACUUUCAUACUAAUUGUUUAUUAAAUGUGUAAAAUUGUAGUAAAAAUGCUUCAGCUAUUUCUUAUGAUAAACAGUGCUUUCCUUUAUCGGAUUUUGAAUCUUUUCUAUGCCAUAAAUCUUGCUUUUUUUUUUGUAAAAUACUGUACUUGUCUUGUUACUGUGAUAAUCAGACUGUUACUGUAUUUUUUUCAAAUUUUAAUACACUGAUGUGUUUUUACAGAAUUGUGAUUUUGACUUUCAUGCUUAUUGUUUAUUAAAUGUGUAAUUGUAGUAAACAGGCUUCUGCUAUUUCUUAUGAUAAACCGUGCCUUUCAUUUUCAGAUUUUGAAUUUUUUCUAUGCCAUAAAAUCUUGCUUUUUUUUUUUUUGUAAACUACUGUACUUGUUACUGUGAUAAUCAGACUGUUAUUGUAUUUUUUUUUCAAAUUUUAAUACACUGAUGUGUUUUGUAGAAUUGUGAUUUUGACUUCCAUGCUUAUUGUUUAUUAAAUGUGUAAUUAUAGUAAAAA